Molecule: messenger RNA, 411 nt
Organism: Auanema sp. JU1783
Lineage: Eukaryota; Metazoa; Nematoda; Chromadorea; Rhabditida; Rhabditidae
Source: the annotation of a GenBank genome assembly
AUGGCUUUCCCUCGAUUAAAUAAUAUUUCAUUCUGGUUAUUACCUCCUUCUUUAAUUCUUUUAGUAGCUAGUGCUUUCGUAGAAAACGGAGCUGGUACUGGAUGGACUGUUGAAAAUGGUAAGCAGUCGCCGAUCUGUAAAGAUCGGGCAACAAAACAUCACUCGAUGCGGGGAACUCCUCAAUUCGGAAAGAACUACUCAUCAAUCAUGAACCCUUUGGGGUUUAAUAGAUUGGCAGUAAAAAUGUUCUUGACACGGGGACAAUCCGCCUGGGGUAAAUUAGAUUAUUCUACUUUAUCUCAUCAGAGACUAAAUGUGAUGCAACCUAAGAAUACAGAAUUUCAACAAUGGCUUGUUGGUAUGACUGACGGAGAUGGAUCUUUUUCUGUCUUACGUCAAAACGACAAGUGA